Molecule: messenger RNA, 3612 nt
Organism: Ailuropoda melanoleuca (giant panda)
Lineage: Eukaryota; Metazoa; Chordata; Mammalia; Carnivora; Ursidae
Exons: 5
Coding region: 2008-2676 (222 amino acids)
Source: RefSeq, a predicted model, not a curated record
UUUUAUUGCAUGACUGGACUUCAGCUUAAUCAGUCACAUAUUAAAAUCUCCUUGUAGCUUAAACUUUCUGCAUAGUUUUGCUUAUUUCCUUGGGACAAAUUCCGACAGGAGGAAUUGCAUGGUUCCACGGUUUUCUAAUUCACAAGUUACGGGUCAGAGAGGUGCCACCAAUAUGAACUCCUGCCUGCAACAAACAAUGCAGGGUACUGCCCCUCUCCUCCCUUGCUGACAGUGUUAUCAUUUUUUGUAUAUUCUCUAACUCAUAGGCAAGAAGAUAUCUGCGUGUUUAUACUUUGCAUUUCCUUUAUCAGUAGUGAAACUGAGUAUUUUUUUGUGUGGCCAUUUUAAUGUUUGCUUUGCAAGGUGUCUGUUAACGUCUUUGAAAACCCAUGUAUUUUGGGGGCUAGUAGACCUACUCCUCUCUGUUUUAAUAGGGUUAUUGUAAGAAUUAGUGGAAGCAAUCUGUUUGAAUAAGUUUGCAACUUACAAAGCAAUACACAAAUAUGUUGAUCAGAUUUGUGACCCGGUAGGGUGAGGGUCAGAAGGAAUGGUCACGUGAAGGCAAAUGGGGUGAGUAAAUGGGUUCCAAGCAAAGGCCUGGGUGAGCUUUGUCAAAGAAGGGGUGGGGAGAGACACCUGUGAAGAGAGAGAAAGGGAAAGAGGACGUGGCCUGAAGAUUUGUUACUUUGAGAAAGUCACUGGAAAUAGACAAGGUCAGGGAUAGUACAGAACCCGGCAGCUCCAAACGGGAGCCAAUUAGACACAAGGGAGAAGAUGAGCAGGGGAGCUAUAGGAAACGAAAAAAGAGCGUCCCAGGGAUGGUCUGUGGUCUCCCUGGGAGGUGGGGUGCAGGCAUCUCCUCAGAUGUCCCUAAACCAGCAACAGAAAAAAGGAACACCAGCAGUGCCCGUUUCUCUGAAGACUCAUCUGGAGUCCAGUGUGACCAAGGCAGGCGUGUUUAAGAACAGAAAGGGAGACUGGUGCCACUGCACACAGGUGUGGUCAUCUGCCCGGAGCACACCUGUACUUUCCUGUAAAUCUUGGGAGUUACCACACCUGGAGAGGGAAUUGAAAUACAUAAAUCAGUGGUAAUUAAAUAAAGAUAAAAUACUGCCCUAAAAUUGCCCCAGCUUAUAUAAAAUUAUAUAUAAAGGUAUGUAAUAUAUCAUUAUAAAUAUGUUAUAGACAUAUGUAUUACUAUAUAUAGCAUGUGUGUAUAUAUAUUAUUAUAUACAUAAAAUACAUGGAUAUAGGCAUACACAUGCUUGCCCACAUCUCCAGAGAGUGGUAAUAAGGUGAGACAGGGAGAAGGAAUUAUUUUUGCUUUUCCUCACAUUUUUAAGUGUUGUUUCACUUGUUACAACAAAUACAUAUUCAUUCUCUAACUUGUAACUGGUCGAAUACAGAAAAAAAAAAUGGUUAAGCCGAGAAAGGCGUGUGCCGGUGAGGGUGCCGGCCGCUGUCCCCUGGGCAGCAUGGGCAGGGAUUCGUGAGGGCGGCAGAAGCGGAGGUCCCGGGCUGUCACCGGAGCCCCUGCUAGCUCGGACAGAGGAGCCCCUGGAAGCACCUGAGAGUCACACCUGGGCCGCGCAGGGCGCUGAGCCCUUUGGCAUGUCACACUUAGAUGACAGGGGAAGCCGUGCCUUCUUGGCAGGCAGGACUCUAGCCAACAGGUAAGACAUUUCCAGGCCACCUGUUUCCAGAUCAGGUGAGCGUCGCCACCUGGCAGGGAGGAGGCACGGGUUCAUUGCAGGGGAGAGAACUUGAGCUUGGUGCAGGAGGAAACAUGAGAACUUUUCUCCUUCAGUUCAAGGGGGGCCUGGGCAGCCUGAAACAAAGUAUCUGACUGGGCCUUUUUGUUAUUUUACAUCAGGUAAGGCUGCUUCAAGGCAACGGGGCACCCUGUGGUGUUUGUGUUCCUCUGUCCUGCGGUCUGGAGAGGAAGUGGGGGAAGGAGACUGAGCUGAUCUCUGACUUUCUGGAGCUACACUUGAGUUGGGGAGAAGGAUGGACGGCACACAAGGGACCGCACAGAGAGAGUGUCACACAUGGGGAAGGUAUUCUGUUCUUCCUCGUCCGGCUGAUUUAUACGUGUGGUUCUUUCUGGUUUCUGCUCUGUCACUGACAUGCGGAGAGCACACUGAGGGUAGGCCCUCAAUGGAUUGGAUGAUACUGGCUGCUUUGGUGAGGGUGAUCGUCUCUACUCAUCUACUGGUUCAAAUGCAAAUCUCUUCCAGAAACACUCUCACGGACACAUCCAGAAGUAAUGUUUUACCAGCGAUCUGGGCAUCUCUUAGCCCAGUCAAGUGGACACAUAAGAGUCACCAGCACGAAUCACUGCAAUUGAAGGAUAAAUGCUCCAUGCUGGCGUUUAUCAGAGGGCACGGGAAGAAGAGGGACAAAGGUGCCUGGAUGAUUGCUCUGCUACGUGGAGAAGGUGCUGAGACUUCUGACUUGGAGUGUGCCUUGAUUUACUACUUGAAGACCUUAUGGUCAACAUUACAGAUGUCGGCUUCUAGGCCAGAAGAUGGGUGCCCUUUGCCACCAGUUGGUAGUUGGAUGGGUCAAGUAAGGAAAGUGAGUCCCAAGUGUUCCCUAAACCGUAAGAUGGCUCUAUUUGUGACAUAUGAAAACAUCAGGAUAAGUGUUGUUUCAAAUUGGCACGUGAAGAAAUGAGACAGCUUACCCAAGAUCAAGUAGUCAGCCAGCAGAGGAGCUGGAGGCUAGCUCUCUGCUUUAAGUCACCAUUCUUUCCAGUAGACCAUAUGCUUCUUUACAUCACACUUCUCUCCGUGGUUUCAGAAAUGCUCAGUUCUUUAGUUCAUUUUUUCGUUCAUUCAUUCAAUACCAAACAUUCUUUAAGAGGCUGUUAUGAAUGGAAAAGGAUCUGGAUGUUUCAGGGAGAGUGAGGACUAUGUAAAGAAGAGUUGGAAGACUCUUAGAAUAAUUUUGUUCUUGGACCCCUGUGGCUGGAAUCCUCCAGAACGAUACGGAUUCUCCUCUUGAGCUCCCCUGUCCUGCCCAAGGAGUUGGCCCUUAUUUGCGAUAUGGAGAACAAAAGAGUAGAUAAGAUGAGAAAGGGAGAGGCAACAGGGUUGCCUGACAUUUGUUUUAUGCAGUGUGUGUGUGUGUGUGUGUGUGUGUGUGUACUUGUAUGUGUGUACAUGCCAAGAAAGCAAAUGGAAAGAGGGAUGCUGAAGUGUUGAUGGCGGAUUGUACCAGCAACUAACGGACGGAGACAAUCUAGGUUUGGAGGAUUUGCAAGUUAGGAUUUUGUAUAUAAAGUCCAAGGGAAUCCAUAUCAGAGGAAUUUUCAAAUAUGAAUUGUCCAAUUAAAUGACAUAAAUUAAACAUGCCAGAUGUGGACUUAUUUUACCACACUGUUAAAUACAGCCUUCAUUCAGAUUGUAUUCAUUCAAUGAUGUGUCUUGUAGGUUUUGAAAUGAUGGUUAUCAAAUGUGCCUGGAGGAAGCAGCUUCCACCAAAAUAUUAAAUUUGCCUUGUUAUGGUAGGAGAAGUGAAAUUCUUGAAAGUUUCUGUUUUUGACACUAAGUUUUAAAAGGGAAGUUUGCCAAUAUUUUCUUCAUAUUCAGUGUUGUUGGCUACUUGUGU